Molecule: messenger RNA, 4194 nt
Organism: Linum trigynum
Lineage: Eukaryota; Viridiplantae; Streptophyta; Magnoliopsida; Malpighiales; Linaceae
Source: the annotation of a GenBank genome assembly
AUGUCUGUUAGUUAUUCAAUGAAUUGCAAAAUCAUUGCCUGGAACAUUGGAGGUGCGGGUAGCGCUGCAUCCUCCAGAGCUCUUAAGCUAAUCGUCAAGAAUUAUAAUCCUGACUUUUUGUUUGUUUUGGAACCGCAGGUGAGUGGAGGCUCUGCCAACAAAAUUUGUGAACGGAUGGGAUUCCCAAACAUCAUGAGAGUAGAAGCUGAGGGGAGAAAAGGAGGCAUCUGGCUCUGCUGGAAUGCUGCUGUUUUCCAGCUUCAAGUGCUCUCUGCGUGCUCUCAACAUUUGUCGGUUAUAGUCUCAGCUGGGUCUUCCCCUAAAUGGUUGCUUACUGCAGUCUAUGCUAGCCCCCAUCAGUCUCAGCAGCACAGUUUGUGGCGAGCUCUCCAUCAUACCAGCCAAUCGAACGAUCUGCCUUGGAUUCUCUCCGGGGAUUUCAACGCCAUCCUGAAGCCGGAGGAGAAAUCAGGCCAUCCCUCCCCUUCCACUCUCUAUAAAUGCAGAGUCUUCAGUGACAGAGUAAAUCAGGCCGAGCUGAUUGAUCUUGGCUUCUCAGGCCCGCGUUUCACUUGGACAAGAGGGGACAACCCCAACACGUACAAGGCUAGCCGCAUAGAUAGAAGCCUCUGCAAUACUAUGUGGAACUCGUGCUUCCCGAAUACUUCCGUCAAGCAUCUCCCCCGCCUCCACUCGGACCAUCACCCUAUUCUCACCACCAUUGGAAUCCAGGGAGUCAACUCCUCUGUUACUCGUCCUUUUCGUUUUGAAGCGGCUUGGCUAACUAGUAAUGUUUUUGACCAGGUUGUCGAGGGAGGAUGGGACCACCAGGCUAGCCUGCCGGCUGCCCUUGAGAAGAUGGCGACCAACCUCAACCACUGGAAUAAAACUUCUUUCGGGAGCAUCUUCCAUAAGAAGAGGAGGCUGAUGGCCCGUAUCCAUGGGAUACAGGAAAAGAUGGCCACAUCUUUUUCCUUGGGUCUCUUCAAGCUUCAAACCAAGUUAGAGAGAGAGUUGGACGAGGUUCUCGAGCAGGAGGAGCUCUUCUGGUUCCAACGGUCAAGGGAAAAAUGGGUUCAGCAGGGAGAGCGGAACACUGGUUACUUCCAUAAUCAGGCGAUCAUCCGCAGGCGCAGGAACAACAUUAACAGCCUCAAAGGAGCUAAUGGGGAAUGGAUCUCUGAUCCCCAGGAGCUAGCGGAUUGGGUUUUUAAUGUUUUUGCUUCGCUUUUUGUGCAGGACGACAACAACUAUGAGGAUCUCAUGCCCAGAGGAGCUUUCCCCCGCCUUAGCCAGGAAGAUUUUACCGCGCUGCUGAGACCGUUUGGAGCCGAGGACAUUUACCGGGCGAUUCAUGAGAUGAAGCCCUUGCAAGCGCCGGGCCCUGACGGUUUCCAUGCAGCCUUCUACCAGCGGGAGUGGAGAGUUGUGGGUAAAUCACUGAUUAAUAUGGCUAUGGAAUUUUUUAAUGCAGGUGGUCUUCCGGAGAAUGUCACAGACUCGACUGUGGUCCUCAUUCCUAAAGUGGAGCACCCGGAAAUGGCGUCCCAGCUCAGACCCAUAUCUCUCAAUAACGUCUGCCUGAAAGCGAUCACGAAGGCCAUUACCAACAGGCUGAAACCAAUCAUGAGGAAGCUGGUCUCCCCCCGCCAAAGCAGCUUUAUCCCGGGUCGUCAAACCACCGAUAAUAUCAUUGUUUUGCAGGAGGUCCUCCACACUCUUCGGAAGAAGAAAGGAAAAAGAGGAGGGAUUGUGAUGAAAAUCGAUUUAGAGAAGGCUUAUGAUCGGCUGAGGUGGGACUUCUUGCGGGACACUCUCAAGGAAAUGGGGCUCCCCAGCUCCUGGAUAGGGUGCAUCAUGUACUGCGUGGAGCAUAACAGAAUGCGCCUUCUCUGGAAUGGAGAGCUAUCCCAACCCAUCACCCCUUCCAGAGGGGUUCGUCAGGGAGAUCCUCUAUCCCCUUACCUUUUUGUCUUAUGCAUGGAGCGUUUGUCCCACCGGAUUGAUCGGGCUGUUCAGGAUAAGCUUUGGCGGCCGCUUAAGCUGUCCAAGGAUGGCCCGCCUCUCUCUCACCUGUUUUUUGCCGAUGAUCUUGUGUUGUUUGCAGAAGCAGGGGGGUCGCAGAUCAGAAUUAUUAAACAAUGCUUGGAUGACUUCUGUAGCAGCUCUGGGCAGAGGGUAAAUUUUCAUAAAUCAGCCAUGUUCGUUUCCGCGAACAUCUGCAGAAGACAGGCGAGAUCCCUGAGCGCGCGUAUGGAAAUCCCCCUGACGGUGGAUCUUGGGAGAUAUCUCGGGGUCAUGGCAAUUCAUGGCAGAGUGACUCGGGGCAGAUACCAGGACCUUUUUCUCAAAAUUCAGAGGAAACUAGCUCCGUGGAAAGCUAAGCAACUCUCUCUUGCUGCCCGUUUGACUCUUGUUAAGUCAGUUACUGCGUCCAUACCAGUGUAUCCUAUGCAGGUGGAGCUUAUGCCCAAAAUGAUCUGCAAGUCGCUGGAUAGAGUUAACCGUGGUUUCCUCUGGGGAGAUUCAGAAGAAAAAAAGAAGCUCCACCUGGUGAGAUGGCAGCAGUUGACCCUUCCGAAGGAGCAGGGAGGACUCGGACUGCGGCCUGCGAGAGAAGUCAACCUGGCAAUGUUAGCUAAGUGCGGGUGGAGACUUCUGACAGAGAAAGAGACUCUUUGGGCUCAGCUAAUGAGAUCGAAGUAUGGCAAGGGCAGGGAGAAUCUUGACAUCAUCAAACCUCUAAAGGGAAGUUCCUUUACCUGGAACAGCAUUUCCAAAGCUGGGGAUUUGCUGAAAAAGGGCUGUGGAUGGAAUAUUCAUAGAGGAAAUCUCACCCGCUUCUGGUCUGAUAUUUGGAUUUUGCAGGUUCCUCUAAAGGAAGUGGCUAUCAGCCCAAUCCCGGAGGAGGAGAUGAACGCCAUGGUUGCUGACUAUGUGGAUGAAGAAGGAACCUGGCUAACAGAAAAAUUCGAAGACUUCCUUCCGGAGAGUGUGACCCACAAAAUCACGGCGCGAGCGGUCGAUCCACUGACGGGAGAGAGCGAUGUCCUUUUUUGGCACCCCACUUCGGAUGGCAAAUUCUCAGCCAAAAGUGCUUAUCAGCUCACUCAACAGCCCACAGCUGGCGAGCCAAAUAGCCUGUGGAAGAAUAUCUGGAGUCUUCCAGUCCCGGAGAGAGUCCGAUGUUUUUUGUGGCUGGUGGCGCACGAGAAGGUGAGUUGUAAUGUUCAGCGGGUUAAAAGGAAAAUCACUUCCUCUCCUUUUUGUUACAGGUGCCAGUCUCAAGAGGAAACCAGUCUUCACAUUUUCAGAGAUUGCCCUCCUGCGGCUUUCUUUUGGGCGCGCACCGUCCCCACAGAGAAGCAAGGCGAUUUCUUCAGUAUGCAGCUCAGGCAGUGGCUUAUGGAGAAUCUGCAGACGGAGGAGACGCCGGGUUUGGAGACUCCUUGGAAAGCCUUCUUCAGCAUUGCGAUUUGGAGCCUUUGGAAGAACAGGAAUGAGGGUGUCUUCAAAGGGAGCGAUAAGACUCUGUCACCACCCUCCUUGACCCAGGCAAUCAAGAUUAAGGCGAACUUAUGGCACAAAGCUUGGAUGGCACCGAUGGACGUUCUCGGGCGCUGCUCAGCUCCAGCUCAUCGCACGCUCAGAGAUAUUGGAUGGAUUCCCCCUCCGGCGGGAUGGAUGAAGAUGAAUGUUGAUGGAGCUGCUAACGGGACUCAGGGACCGGCAGGUGCAGGUGGAGCUUUGAGGGAUCACCUCGGCCGAUGGAAUAAAGGCUUUGUCGUUAACCUCGGAACUUGUUCGGCGGUCCAAGCUGAACUGUGGGGCAUCUACCAUGGGUUGGGUGUGGCCUGGCAGGCUGGCAGCAGAACUCUCAUUGUAGAAUCAGACUCCCAGUUGGCGCUACAGCUUAUAGAGAAGAGAAACGAUCCGAUUCAUCCUCAAGCAGCUAUCCUGACCGCGAUCAGACGGAGGUUAGCUCAAGACUGGGUGGUAAAGCUAGUUCACACUUACCGUGAAGGGAAUAGAGUCGCGGACUGGCUCUCGAAGCACAGUCUCGUCUAUCCCUAUGGAAAGUGUGUUUUGGAUUUACCUCCCCAAGGGCUCAACUCUAUCCUUAGUGAUGACACCAGAGGCCAAACUUUUCCUAGAGAAGUUGUAGACUCGGCUAGAGCUACUCCAUUUCUGUAA